Molecule: messenger RNA, 1569 nt
Organism: Gloeophyllum trabeum ATCC 11539
Lineage: Eukaryota; Fungi; Basidiomycota; Agaricomycetes; Gloeophyllales; Gloeophyllaceae
Exons: 13
Coding region: 1-1569 (522 amino acids)
Source: RefSeq, a predicted model, not a curated record
AUGGAGCCCCUCUAUCAGAGCCUCAUAAAGUUGCGACGCCACAUAUUUAACGGCGAGGAAUGGUCGACGAACAACCUCGAGCGACAAGUACUAGCAGGUACUAGCACAAAGACCGUUGGAAAUCUGAUCGCAUCCUUCAUUCCUACUGGCAAUGAUAUCUGCAUUUUGAGCGGCCAGUGGGGCCCCAAAGCCCCCACUCGCUGUAUCCGGAUAUCCGUCCCGCCCGCGGCGGCAUCUGACGAAACCCUAUCGUCUCCCUCCAGCUCGGAAGUAUAUUAUGGGCGGUAUCCAUUUCUAUCCCUCAGGCUCACGGAACGCACCAGGGCGUCUCAGUCUACGGGUGACUCUGAAUACAUGCUCCAGUCCCGAUUCAACUUCACGAAACACCUCAGCGACGCCUCUUCUUCUAGUCAUAAUCACCGUUUCUUUCCGCCCACUCUCUCGAGUUCAGUUGGAUCGCGUGAGUUUCCGGCUGGUCUGUUAUUCCCUCCUUGCCAACUAACAUUGCAACUUUCGAGCCUCCUCAAUUUCUGCAUCGCACUGAAUAUGCAGCUGGUGAUCGUCCACGGAGUCGACGGACGCAAAGCCGAGAAAUAUUACGUCCUGGGCUCGGGCAUGCUGAGCCUAUGGGACGGGCUGGUCAAGGAAUGCUGGUAUGCGAACGACAAUACGCACCAGCGACUCGUGUGGCAGAUUAGCACGCAGUUGUUGUGGACGGGCCUCACUGUCAUUGGUGAAGUCUGCUCCUCUAUGAUCCUGAUCACGUUUCUGUGGCGACACAUUUUCCGUCGCAAGCGGAUCGUGCAAUCCGUCAACUCCAUCGCUAAUCACUCCACUGUGGCCUCCACGAGUGCCGUAGGAUCUCAGGCUGCUAGGACUGCGGGAGGGAAAGGAACACCCCGCGCGGACUCGGUGUUCAGCAGGCGCGGGCGGCAGGCGGACCACGUGCGAGCGUACAAGGGGAUCGUCAUCCGUAUUGGUGAGCGUCUCCCCCACCCUGAAUGCGUGCAAGAGGUGGUGUUGAUCGGAGAAUGUGACGCAGCGUUGUACCCGCUCGUGUCGUGCAUUAUCAACUUGACGAGUAUCGUUUGUGUGAUUCAUACCACGGAUUACAACUUUCUCCUGCUCAGUACGCGCUCGUCUUUAGAUCAUGGCGACCUCCUGUAUGGGGCAAGAGGAAUUGUGUACGGCCUCCUCGCAACCACCGAUCCGGCCCUCAUCCGCGCGGUACGCUCGUUCCUCCACCGCGACUCUAAAUCAUCCAGCUACGGACCAGCCGUCGUCCGUGUCGAGCUCACGACAACCACCUUCCGCGACCCACCGCAGCCUGACGAACUCGAGUUCGAGGCACAAUCCCCUUCAGAAGAGGUGGGCAGCCUAAGUAUGGGGUACAAGUACCCACCGCAGGUGGGCAUGGGGUCUGGGUCAAAGUCGCCAGCGCUGGGGGACAGAAGGAGGUUUUCUGAGGCGAUGGGAGAAUCAAGGGAGGGGGACACGGACUUGGAGGCAGGUGGAGUGGGGGAGACAUCUUUGGAUUUGGAGCGGGAGGCGUUCCAGAAGCAGAUAUGA